Messenger RNA from Aspergillus welwitschiae, 1719 nucleotides. RefSeq names its product MCT family MFS transporter. Bases 52 to 1320 code for a protein of 422 amino acids. The record is from RefSeq and is a predicted model, not a curated record. Gene Ontology annotation, biological process: transmembrane transport. Lineage: Eukaryota; Fungi; Ascomycota; Eurotiomycetes; Eurotiales; Aspergillaceae. The transcript has 4 exons. Gene Ontology annotation, molecular function: transmembrane transporter activity. Gene Ontology annotation, cellular component: fungal-type vacuole membrane.
CAUCUUCAGCUCCAGGAGUCGUAUUCUUCCAAUUCCCGAUACUCGCGAAAAAUGAGCAGGGAGAAUGUUACGGACGAGCGGGAGCCUCCAGACAUUGAGCGAAAUGAACCUGCCAAAUUUCCAGACGGUGGACUUCGUGCAUGGCUCGUAGUUGUCGGUGCUUUCUUUGGACUCUUUACAAGCUUUGGGUGGACCAAUUGCGUUGGCAUAUUUCAAGCAUACUAUCAAACCCAUCAGCUCCGAACCAUGUCCGCCAGCACCGUGUCCUGGAUUCCCGGGAUAUCUAUGUUCAUGAUGUUUAUUACGGGUCCUUUUGUUGGUCGGCUGUUCGAUGCAUACGGGCCUCGAUGGCUUCUGCUCAUCGGGUCUCUGCUACACGUAUUUGGACUUCUGAUGGCUUCAUUUGCUUCUCGGUAUUAUCAAUUCAUCCUGUCUCAGUCAAUAUGCAGCCCUUUGGGUGCGAGUAUGGUGCUGUACUCCUCGUUCAAUUGCGUCGCAACCUGGUUCCGAGAAAAGCGCGCUUUGGCAAUGGGCAUCACCGCAAGUGGCUCCAGCCUGGGGGGUGUUGUCAUGCCAAUUCUUGUCGAUCAUAUCAUCGAUAGGAAUGGCUUUGGCUGGGCCAUGAGGAUUUGCGCCUUAUUCAUGCUCGCCUUGCUGGUUGUGACCAACUUAACCGUUCGCUCCCGGCUAAGACCGCAUCCCACUACUUUGACUUUGACGAGUUAUUUGAAGAACUUUACCGAUAUACCCUUCGUUCUGGUGACAUUGGCGAGCUUUUUCUAUUCGAUGGGGAUGUUUAUCCCCAUUACAUAUAUCGUCACCUACGGCCAACAUGUGGGUAUGCGGACUAGUCUCGCUGGGUACCUCGUCUCCAUCUUCAAUGCUGCAAGUGGCAUCGGCCGAGUACUGCCGGGGUAUGCGGCAGACAAGAUCGGAAACUUCAAUAUUUCAAUAUGUGCAGCGGCCCUGUCUACGGUGUUUGUCCUAGGCUUAUGGCUCCCUGGCCACUCUCAGGCAACUGCGAUUGUGUUCGCCGCAACUUUUGGGUUUAGUUCUGGGACCUACACGGCUCUGAGCCCAGCUUUGGUCGCCCAAAUCUCGGACAUUCGUGAGAUUGGCACCCGGUCGGGAGCGCUGUAUGCUUUCAUGUCAAUUUCGGCAUUGGUCGGCAGCCCCAUCGGCGGUUCGUUAAUUGCCAAGGCGCACGGAGAGUAUUGGAAGUUGCAGGUCUUUACUGGCAUGAUGCUGGCGGGAGGAACGCUGUUCUAUUCUGCGACUCGCUUUCGCUUGACCAAAGGCAAGGCCUGGGUGAAAGUGUAACAGAGCUCCUGGAUAGUAUGUCUGCGUUAUUAGUUGAAGUGAUGGUCACUUGAGUGUCCGAUCAAUUGACGACGCUUAAAUCGUCUUUAUUAGGCCACUAAGCCCGUUCCUUAGACGACUAGUUCAACGAUUGGAUUGACAUCGGCUGGAGGAUUCUGGCGCACACUGGUUCAUUUCUAUAUCGGACAUUGGGUGUUUAAGUGCUAAAGGCUGUUAUUCAUACUUGUGCUUACUACUUUGUGUGUGUCAGCAUGUAUGUGGCUAGGUUUAGGUCUAAUGACUCGGUCCUUUCUGGAUAGACCAUUCACCGACCCGCUGCGGGAUUCCCAGACAAUUAUGGUUGUCUACUCUGUAGUUCCACUGUGGGAAAUACGUAGGUAUUCUUGUACUGCAAUCGAU